Molecule: messenger RNA, 6946 nt
Organism: Cygnus olor (mute swan)
Lineage: Eukaryota; Metazoa; Chordata; Aves; Anseriformes; Anatidae
Gene: KDM2B
Product: lysine demethylase 2B
Exons: 23
Coding region: 2038-5865 (1275 amino acids)
Biological process (GO): protein demethylation; regulation of transcription by RNA polymerase II
Molecular function (GO): histone demethylase activity; transcription coregulator activity; zinc ion binding
Source: RefSeq, a predicted model, not a curated record
UUCAUAGCUCUCUGUUUAGGAAUAUGGCAGUGGAUGACAGCAUCCAGGGAAACCUGCCCAAAGUAAAUGCUGAGGUUUACUCCUGAGAAAGCGGCUCUAACAUCAGUUUGCAGCCUCCAGACCCUGCACCACUCUCCCUGAGGUUAACACAAAGUGUAAAAUACUGAUUUGCAGGCUCUAAAAUAAAACUGACCACGGAGCAGGCUUUUAAUAAAUUUCCUCUGUGGAAGCGCAACCUGACAUUUCAUGCUCUACACGUCACUGCCCUGUGCAAUCUCUUGACUUCGGCAUGCAUCAUUUAACUGGGGUAAGCUUAACUAAUCUUGAGGGAAUGAGCUCUGAAAUGGGCUGCUGUUACAUACGAGAUUAGUCCAACAAUAAAGGACCAGUUUAGCGGGGAUACACUUAGCUCAUACUAGAGGACGCAAGCACUGUUUAAUAAAAGAACAAGGAUCAAUGGAGCAGGCGUGGAGACGUGCACAUUCCUCUCCUGACAAUUCCCACCUAUCUGCUGGGCGGUCCUGAAUGUGUCUUUUAGGCUCUUUCUUCCCUGCGUUGAUAAGGAAAAGGGAGGAACAAUGACACUUAAUUGCUGUACUAAGUUUGAGAUCCAAGACUAGAUUGUACUUGAGCAGCCUAUUGUUCGGAUAUCAGGUGCUGAGGAAUCUGCUGAAGCUGGUAAACAAUGCACAGGCGUGGCGGCAGCAAGAAGGCCCUGCUUUUCAAUGCAGAAAUCGCUGAGGACAACUUUAGCAGAUAAGCAAAGUUACUCAAAAGAAAUCUAAAAAUAUUUGAAAGUCAAGUCAGUUCUUCUGGAAACGAUGAGGAAGUCCCAGCCAGACAACAAUCUCUUAACAGCCAAACCAACGAGGCAACAAGUUUGUUUUUCUUUAACAAGGUCACACUGGACAUCAAAACAGAACUUUUGAGGGGGUAACUUGAAGAAAAUUAAAAUGGGACGAGUAUUCACAGGCAACAUUCCUUCCAACUACAGCUUUUGCUAAUCAGAACAAAGUGGCUUUUUCCUGAACUACCCUGAGCAACAUCAAUUCAAAAGCAGACGUUUCCAGCUGCAGGACUCCGAGCUCCCAGAUCUGCUGCAGACAGUCAGGAAAGCAGUGAAUGCACCUCGUACAUCCACGGGACACUAAGAGCCUACACAGCAGGUAUUUAGAGAAAAGCACAGUGCAAACUACAGCUUUCCCCUUCUGUCCUCUCUCACUCUCAGUGAGAAAUCCUGACUCGAGCAGCCAGCCUGGCAAACUGCUCUGACACAAGGGGAGCGCACGAUGAGGGAAACCCAGCAGCAGCAGCGGUGUGUGAGCUGCGUGUCACCCGAGGAGACCCGAGCCCAACAUGCCGCUGCACCAACACAGCUGCCUGUCAGUCAAACGGGCCCCGGGCACUGCCACCCCGAGGAGCUGCGGCUGUUUUUAGCCAUCCAAGAAGGGCAGUGACAUUUAUUUGACCGUCAGAAGGCGGCUGCGGACCGGUUGUUGUGUUUUGAAACAGCAUCCUCCGGCUAGAGCAGUGGUCUGGCAGGGGUUCAUCGCACGGCGGGGAGUGCCUUGCUGAAAGAGGGGCAAAAAUAAAUCAACGCAGAACAAAUGCACGAAUAUGAAGUAUUUUCACAGACGCACAGGUGGCUGCUUGGUAGGUCAGGGGACCGGACAUGCGAUGGAGUCUGUAAAUGACCAUAUUUCUGAUUAUAUCCAGCUUCCACUUGAAGCAGGUAGAGUUACCAGGCUGUGAUCCUGUACCAGACCCCAAGCACGCUAACACCACGAGGCAUUCCCAAAACGCGCACAAAACCCCUCAGCGCUGAGCAGCCCCCGAGUUCCUCCACACACACACACAAACGGCGGCGCUGAAAAAGCCCGGCGACAGGCGCAAGGAGUUGGAGGGACACCGCCAACUCUAAGACCCAGCACAAAGAAGGAAGAAAAUAAAAAUAAAAAGGAUCCAGAAGCAGAGCCACGAGGGAAGUUUGAGGUACAGAGCAGAACUCCAUAGCAAAUACGUGGCCCAGUCCCAAAGAUGAUUUCUGAAAAGCGAGCCCUGGGCAGGAGGAGGUACGACGAGGACCUCUCGGACGUGGAGGAGAUCGUCAGCGCCAGGAGCUUCGACCUGGAGGAGAAGCUGCGGAGCCGGGCGUACGGCGGGGACUUCGUGCGAGCCAUGGACGGCCGAGAUUUUACUUUUGAGUAUGUGCAAAGAGAAGCUCUCAGAGUUCCCCUUAUCUUCAGAAAUAAGGAUGGACUGGGAAUUAAAAUGCCUGACCCGGAUUUCACCGUCAGAGAUGUGAAGCUAUUAGUGGGAAGCCGACGGAUAGUGGAUGUGAUGGAUGUGAACACGCAGAAAGGUGUCGAAAUGAGCAUGUCUCAAUUUGUGAGGUACUACGAAACACCGGAGGCCCAGCGCGAAAAACUCUACAACGUCAUCAGCCUGGAGUUCAGUCACACGAAGCUGGAGAACAUCGUCAAGCGCCCCAAUGUGGUGGACUUAGUCGACUGGGUGGAUAAUAUGUGGCCGCAGCAUUUGAAGGAGAGACAGACGGAUGCUACCAAUGCUAUUUCAGAGAUGAAAUACCCAAAAGUGAAAAAGUACUGUUUGAUGAGUGUGAAAGGAUGCUUCACUGAUUUUCAUAUUGAUUUUGGUGGCACUUCAGUGUGGUAUCACGUUUUCCGUGGGGGGAAGAUCUUCUGGCUGAUUCCGCCUACUCUGCAGAAUCUAGAACUUUAUGAAGAAUGGGUGCUCUCAGGAAAGCAAAGUGAUAUCUUUCUGGGAGACAGGGUGGAAAGAUGCCAAAGAAUUGAACUCAAACAAGGCUAUACGUUCUUCAUUCCUUCAGGGUGGAUACAUGCGGUUUAUACUCCGGUAGAUUCUCUGGUGUUUGGUGGAAAUAUCCUGCAUAGCUUUAAUGUUCCCAUGCAGCUUCGCAUCUAUGAAAUUGAGGACAGAACAAGGGUGCACGCCAAAUUCCGUUAUCCUUUCUACUAUGAAAUGUGCUGGUAUGUUCUGGAGAGAUACGUGUCCUGUGUGACCCAGCGCUGCCACCUCAGCAAAGAGUACCAGAGAGAAUCAAUGUUAAUUGAUGCAAGAAGAAAACACAGCAUAGAUAGCUACUCAUCAGAUUCGUGGUUAGACAUGGAUGAAGAAUCUUGUGAUGCCCAUAUCCAGGAGGAAAAGGAUGACAGCUUGGAUAAGAACUCCAAAUCCCUGGUGGAUGGCUCCUCCUCGCCCAACAGCACGCACUCAGAGGAAAAGGAGGGUGCAGGGAGAAAACAGAAAGCCACAGUAAUGAGGUACCUAAAAAGAACUUUGUCUAAUGAAUCAGACGACAGUGUAAAAUCAACGACCCCCACGGAUUAUCCCAAAACGCCAACGGGGUCUCCAGCUACAGAAGUUUCAACCAAAUGGACUCACCUCACAGAAUUUGAACUGAAGGGUUUAAAAGCCCUGGUGGAAAAGCUUGAAUCUCUCCCAGAGAACAAGAAGUGUGUUCCAGAAGGCAUCGAGGAUCCGCAGGCUCUCCUGGAGGACAUGAAGAACAUACUGAAGGAACAUGCUGAUGAUGACCAAAAUCUUGCCAUUUCGGGUGUCCCUGUGGUCAGCUGGCCCAAGAAGACCCCAAAGAACAGGGCAGUCGGACGGCCCAAAGGGAAGCUGGGCACUGCUUCUGCGGUGAAGCUCGCAGCUAACCGGACGACCGCUGGAGCACGCCGGAGGAGGACGCGAUGCCGCAAGUGCGAGGCGUGUCUGCGGACAGAGUGCGGCGAGUGUCACUUCUGCAAGGACAUGAAGAAGUUCGGGGGGCCUGGCAGGAUGAAACAGUCCUGCAUUAUGAGGCAGUGUAUCGCACCGGUGUUGCCUCAUACUGCUGUAUGUCUGGUGUGUGGAGAAGCUGGGAAAGAGGACACUGUGGAAGAGGAGGAGAGCAAGUUUAAUCUCAUGCUAAUGGAAUGCUCCAUUUGUAAUGAAAUAAUACACCCAGGAUGCCUUAAGGUGAAGGAAUCAGAUGGUGUGGUUAACGAUGAGCUGCCGAACUGCUGGGAGUGUCCAAAGUGCAACCAUGCAGGGAAAACUGGAAAAGCGUACAAGCAAAAGCGCGGACCAGGAUUCAAAUACGCAUCAAAUCUCCCAGGCUCAUUGCUGAAGGAACAGAAAAUGAACAGAGACAAUAAGGAAGUAACAGAUGCUGCAAAACGGAAAGGGGACUGUGAAGAAACUCCCAGGCGGAAAUCUGAGGAACAUUCCAAAAAGACUCAAGUUGACUCAAUACUGAGGAGAAAGUCAGACGAAGUACAUCUGCGGAGGAAAAGGAAAUUUGAGAAACCCCAGGAACCCUCUAUGAGAAAACGGCGGCGAUCGUGGAAGGCUUCAGAUGACCGAGCUGCCAUGAUCAAACCCCUGCGGCGCCUCAAGCAGGAGCCGGAGGAUGAGCUGCCAGAAGCACCCCCCAGGUCCAAGGACAGUGACCAGUCGCGCUCCAGCUCGCCCACCGCGGGUCCCAGCACAGAGGGCGCCGAGCCCAGGGACAAGAAGAAGUUCAAGAUGAGGCGGAAAAGGCGGCUUCCCAAUAAGGAACUGAGCAAGGAGCUCAGCAAGGAGCUCAACCAGGAGAUCCAAAAAACCGAGAACAGCCUUGCCAAUGAGAAUCACCAACCCAUCAAAUCCGAACCGGAGAGUGAAAACGAGGAGCCUAAGCGCGCUUUGAGCAACAGCGAGAGACUGCAUAGGUUCAACAAGGGUUUGAACGGGACUCCCCGGGAGCUGAGGCACCAGCUCAUCCCCAGCCUGCGAAGCACCCCUCGGGGAAUAACCCGGCCCCCGCCUUCGCUCUCUCCUCCCAAAUGCAUUCAGAUGGAGCGGCACGUUAUCCGGCCGCCUCCCAUCAGCCCCCCUCCGGACUCGCUCCCCCUGGAUGACGGGGCAGCCCACGUGAUGCAGCGGGAAGUCUGGAUGGCUGUCUUUAGCUACCUCAGUCAUAGAGACUUGUGCAUCUGUAUGAGAGUUUGCAAGACCUGGAACAGAUGGUGCUGUGACAAAAGAUUAUGGACCAAAAUAGAUUUAAACCAUUGUAAAUCCAUCACUCCACUUAUGCUUAGUGGCAUUAUUAGGAGACAGCCUGUAACCCUUGAUCUUAGCUGGACAAAUAUAUCUAAAAAGCAGCUGAGCUGGCUUAUCAACAGACUGCCAGGUCUUCGAGACCUGCUGUUAUCAGGGUGCUCAUGGAUAGCAGUGUCAGCACUUUGUAGUUCCAGCUGUCCUUUACUCCGAACUCUGGACGUGCAGUGGGCAGAAGGCCUGAAAGACGCCCAAAUGAGAGACCUCUUGUCGCCACCCACAGAUAACCGGCCAGGCUGCAACGGGUGUACUUUAGAGAGUAUGGAAACACUUUCUUCCAGUUCAGGGAAGGAGCAGUUCUGUGGGUCAUGCCACAUUCGCCCGGAUUUCAGCUCAGGUCAGAUCGACAACCGGAGUAAGCUACGGAACAUAGUUGAACUGCGCCUCGCUGGCCUGGAUAUUACCGACGCGUCUUUGCGGCUGAUCAUAAGGCACAUGCCUCUGCUCUCCAAACUCAAUCUCAGUUACUGUAAUCACGUGACAGAUCAGUCUAUUAACCUGCUGACCGCAGUUGGAACCACCACGCGGGAUUCGUUAACAGAAAUUAAUUUAUCAGACUGCAAUAAGGUUACUGACCAGUGCCUGUCUUACUUCAAACGUUGUGGAAACAUCUGCCAGAUCGACUUGAGGUACUGCAAGCAAGUGACAAAAGAAGGCUGUGAGCAGUUCAUAGCAGAGAUGUCAGUAAGUGUUCAGUUUGGGCAAGUGGAAGAAAAACUUCUGCAAAAACUGAGUUAGUUAAAGGACAUGUGUAAAUACUGGGGAGGGGGGGUUGGGGGGGGACUAAGAACAUGUAGGGAUUUUAUUUUCAAUUGGGAACUUGGAAUAUUGGAAGAUGCCGCAAUUGGAUUUUACAACUCUUAUCGAGAACAACGUUAAACUACCCAUGUUAAGAAUUUCAACUUGUGCCACUAAUUCAGUCUACCUGGGAUGUCCUGCACUGGCUCUUAUGCAAAUUCAUAAGGCGACUGUUAUUGAUGAUAAUUGUUCACACCCGGAAGAAGACUGAUCUCCAAGAAAUACUGUUAUUUAAAGUACCACAGCAUGUGCUUGGUAGUGUAAAUUUGAUUUCUGCUUUUCAUUUCUUAAAACAACAAAAAAAAAGUUGGUGUCAUUAAAGUGGACCACGCACUGCAUUUCUGCCUUCUUAACACAUUUUGUUUUGUUACAUCUUACAUUAUGCAGAACUAUUUUUGUACAAAAAUUGUUUAAAAAUUAUUUAUGCAAUGUUUGAAUGCAUUACCAGUGUUUCGGUUUUGAUUGCCAAUUUUUAUCUUUACUUAUGGUAGGAGAGAACUUAACCUAUACUUCGUAGACAGUAUCUAUCUACAAACGUGCCCAGGUCAGGAAAAGUAGGUUAAUACUUUCAACUUAAAGCAUGUUUUAAUGGAAGUUUAUAUCCUGCUUUGUAUACUUCAGAAGUGACAUAAGCAUGUUGUGGAAAUAAGGUGUAAAUUAUAGUUGAAGUAAAACACUUUGCCAAGUUUUAUCUGUAUAGAAAUCACCUUUUUCUCAAAAUUUUAAAAAUUCCAAUUUCAGCUUUUGCACAUAGGAGGGUUUCACUCUGUAGCAUGAGCUCUUGUACUCAAUAUAAAAUUAAUUUAUACAGUGAGUCCAGCAGUAGAAUAAAUGGUCAAACGUAGUCUCUCUUUCUUUGAAGUGUGAGUUGAGUUCUCAUUUAAGGUUUAUAACAUGGUUAUUUCCUGAUUGUAAAAUUCUGCAUUCAUAAGUGCCAUUGUUGUAAGGUGUUGUUUUCGUAGACCUUCCUGAUGCAGUUUUACCUUUGUUGAAUUUGUAUAAACAAUUGUACAAAAACAGA